Eruca vesicaria subsp. sativa (arugula) is the source of this 1259-nucleotide messenger RNA. Lineage: Eukaryota; Viridiplantae; Streptophyta; Magnoliopsida; Brassicales; Brassicaceae. The record is from the annotation of a GenBank genome assembly.
AAAACGGAGUUGUCCGUAUAUUAUAUUUUGUAGCGAUCAAGAGAGACUAAAGCAGACAUGUGAGAGAGGAGAGGAUCCUAUAAACAAUUUAAUCUAAGAUCUCUGGUUCCUCCUUCUCAUAUAUAUAUUGCAUAUACACACAUAGUUCCUCUAUAUAGAAGAGAGUAGAAAUCAAUCAAGAAAGCUCAGUACGAAGGAAGAGGCUAAUAAUAUCAAACAUAUAUAGAAGAAGAAUGGAUCCGAGGGAAAAGAAGAGAGGUUCUUUAAAAGAGAAGUUUCAAUUGCUUCGUUCAGUCACUAAUUCUCAUGCUGAAAACGAUACAUCGAUCAUAAUGGAUGCAUCAAAAUAUAUCAAAAAGCUUAAGCAGAAAGUUGAAAGAUUCAAGGAAGACACUAGCAGGGGGCAAUCUUCAAGCGAGCCCACGGAUCCCACCACACCAAUGGUAACAGUGGAAACCCUAGAAAAGGGUUUUAUGAUAAACGUAUUCGCAGGGAAGAAUCAGCCAGGCAUGCUUGUUUCGGUAUUAGAAGCCUUUGAGGAUAUUGGGCUUAACGUCCUCGAAGCUAGGGUUUCAUGUACCGACUCCUUUAGCUUGCAUGCCACGGGAGUCGAGGUAAUUAACAAAUCAACAGAGAAACAUAUUACAUCAGUUCUGUAUCGUACUUAUAACUAUUUGCCUAUAUAUAUAUAUAUAUGUUUCGGACAGUAUUUGUAUGAAGUUCUUACUACAGGCGAUCAGAUUUUGCGAUAGCGUCGUCAAUAUAUGAUUAUGAAAUCUUAUUUGGAUUAUGAAUGUUUGUGAUUUUGCUAAUGAAAAUUCAAAAAUACUAUAUAUAGUAGAUUAUAAUAUGAAGGGGGCAAUGUAAGAAACACUUAUACAAAAUUUAUAUAUAACAUUGUCUAGGUCCUUAUGUGAGUGUUGAAAAUAUAAAAAAAUUUAGUGAUUACGCACCUUUACUAAUUGCAGAAUGAGGAUGGAGAGGGUAUGGAUUCUGAAGCAGUGAAACAAGCAGUGACAGAUGCAAUCAGAAGCUGGAGUGAAAGCAAUGAUCUACAGAGCUUAGAUUGACCCACAUUUUUAUUUAAUUCUCUUUAUUAUAUUUUAUUUAUGCAAAAAUAUAAUAACACAAUUUCUAUAGUAAUUCUGUUUGUUUCUUCGUCUGUUCAUCUUGUAACCCAUAAUAUUCUCCUAGAAAAGGGAUAAUGAAGAAAAAUCAAUUGUAUGUUACUACUAUAUUCUCACACAAUUAAGCAAUAG